Penicillium manginii is the source of this 2088-nucleotide messenger RNA. RefSeq names its product transcription factor domain-containing protein. NCBI's taxonomy places the organism in Eukaryota, Fungi, Ascomycota, Eurotiomycetes, Eurotiales, Aspergillaceae. Gene Ontology annotation, molecular function: DNA-binding transcription factor activity, RNA polymerase II-specific; zinc ion binding; RNA polymerase II cis-regulatory region sequence-specific DNA binding. Bases 1 to 2088 code for a protein of 695 amino acids. The record is from RefSeq and is a predicted model, not a curated record. The transcript is spliced from 8 exons. Gene Ontology annotation, cellular component: chromatin. Gene Ontology annotation, biological process: DNA-templated transcription; regulation of transcription by RNA polymerase II.
AUGUCUUCCACUUUGCCGCGAGAGCGGCGUCGCCAGCGCAAGACUUCGCAAGAGGAGCGAAUCUGUCCGGUGUGUUCGCAAACUUUCAAAAAGGCAGAACAUCUAGCCCGCCACUUUAGAUCCCACACGAAGGAGCGGCCGUUCAUGUGUCUUAUCUGCGACAAGCUCUAUGUCAGACGGGAUACUCUCUUGCGGCAUACGCGGUCACAACACCCCGAGAGCGAGUUGCAUGAGCAGCCAAGUAAUGAACUGGCAGGCGGCCUGGCCCCAGGGCAACCGGCUUUAGAGCAUCCGAUCGGCGCUUCAACCAACUUAGCCAGCGCAUAUCCGCCGAUUCUGACCGAUCUACCUGGCCUGCAAUGCCCAUCACUCAUCCACGAUGCGAACUCGGCCACCAUCUCGUUGUCAAUACAUUCGCUUGAUUAUACCGCCUCCCCUUCUGUGCAGAAUAUUCGCGAGUAUGACGACGACCUAGUGGCUGACUUGCUUGCUAAUGAGGCGACCGGCAUCGGAGCAUGGCCAACCUUUUGGAGUGGCCAGUGGGAUGAGGUCUGGACAUCGUUGUUGACUGCAGAUGAUUUCGAUCUGGACGCGGUAAAUCAUACUUUGCUCGCGUCAACGGACCAGAGGCCACAAGAUCUCAUACCGCAGCCUGCCUUUGUUUCUCCCGCUACUGAAUCGCUACCCGACCCUACAAUGAGUCUCACAACAAUACAACGAAGAUGGCACACCUUUUCCGAGACAAAGGUUCCAUCACAACGGGCCUCACCUGUACCCUUGAGGGACGCUGCUCCCGGUCAGAUAAGCACUCAUGCCGAUGAUCUUGAUCGUCAAAAUUUGAUAGAAAGCCUUUGGCCCAACGUUCAAGCUGGCAUCCUGCCCUCUACAAAGUUUCUGGACUUCUGUCUUCAAGCAUACUUUCGUCACUUCCAAGCCAUAUUCCCUCUUAUCCACGCCCCGACCUUCCAGCCUUCAAGAAAAAAUGCAGUGCUGCUCCUUUCCAUGUGUUCGAUUGGCAGCUUGUUCCUUAGCUCAUCGAAAGCGUUGGAGCAUGGAAUAAGCAUGUUUGAAAGAUUGCAAAAGGCUAUAUUGGCAUCGUGGGAUACAUAUAUCCAAGCGCCGAAUCGCGCUCACCUGCACGCUAUUCAAGCUUCUGUGAUUGGACAGACCUUCGGUCUUUUGAUGGGAAGACCAAGGGACUUGGUCGGGAUAGAAUUUUUCCAUGGGACUAUGAUAGCCUGGGCGCGAAAAGUGAGGCUGUUCGUUUUCGAUGAGGACCCGCCAGGCGACAUCGAAAGUCUAGAGGAUGAUAGCGACGCACUGAGGUCAAUUUGGAAGAACUGGGCUAGAGUGGAGGAAAAGAAACGUAUUGUUCUCGCACUUCACAUUCAUGACAUCGAACUCGCUAAACUUCACCACCACGAGCCAAUUCUUAGACAUACGCCAGAAAACCUACCGCAUCUUUCCGCCCCUGAGCUGUUUGCGGCACCAUGCGCAAAGUCCUGGAAGUCUUUAUAUCUCGGGACUAAAAAGCCCGUCCAAGGGACACAUCUGCCAGUAGCGGGGCGCUCGAGCCUUCUCAGAGAAUUCCCGCAAAAUGACUUCCUAUCCUACGGUAUGCUUGAGUCCAUUGGCGCACUUGCCUAUGAAGAUAGUAGCCGCGGUCAUUCAGGACGCGCCGUAGUGCAACAAUGCGAGGAACUGCUGAUAGAGUGGUAUCGCAAGUAUGCGCAAGUUUCCAAUGCAAGCAAGCAUCCAGACCAUUUCUGCCUCAUGAUCUUAUGGCACUCGAUAUUCAUGCAUCUCGACACGCGGUUCGACCAGCUUGAAUGCGCCUGUGGACGAGAAGGCGAAGCAUCCGCACAAAGGAACCGACCAUAUGCUUCCAGCUGGGCAGAGUCUCGGGCUGCAAUACGUGCCCUGCUCCAUGCGACCCUCAUCCAACAGCAUUUCCAGCUCCUACCAAUUGGUGCUGAGUCUGCAAUCCAUGUUCCGAUGGCGCUGUAUAAUUGUGGAAUUGCAUGGGCUUGUUUCACGCGCUUUGGCUCUGGCGUUGGAGACUCGUUCGUUGAUCCUGCGACACUUUGA